Messenger RNA from Echinococcus granulosus, 357 nucleotides. Its product is annotated as Heat shock cognate protein. The transcript has a single exon. Gene Ontology annotation, molecular function: ATP-dependent protein folding chaperone; ATP binding. The record is from RefSeq and is a predicted model, not a curated record. Bases 1 to 357 code for a protein of 118 amino acids. Lineage: Eukaryota; Metazoa; Platyhelminthes; Cestoda; Cyclophyllidea; Taeniidae.
AUGCGGAACAGCAUCGCCAUCGCCAACGACAAGGGUCGUCUGACGGAAGAGGAGAUCGAGCAGAUAGUGAAUGCUGCAGAGAAGUUCAAGCAGGCGGACAAGAAGCAGAAGAGUAGGAUAGAAGCGAGGAUCGUGUUAGAGAACUGCAUCUUUAGCAUAAGGCGGAAAAUGAAGGAGGGAGAGAUGAAGCAAAAGGCAUCAGAGGAGGCCACCAAAGACAUACUUACGAUGUGUGAGACGACCUGGAAGUGGAUAAACACCGACGAAGAUGCCACGAAGGAGGACUACGAUCUAAAGCGCACAAAUUUGGAGACCCUAGUCAGCUUUCUUGUGGCAACGCAGAACCCCCAUUCGUGA